This is a messenger RNA of Sorghum bicolor (sorghum), 2126 nucleotides long. Its product is annotated as protein POLLENLESS 3-LIKE 2. Lineage: Eukaryota; Viridiplantae; Streptophyta; Magnoliopsida; Poales; Poaceae. The transcript is spliced from 3 exons. Gene Ontology annotation, molecular function: protein binding. The record is from RefSeq and is a predicted model, not a curated record. Bases 140 to 1819 code for a protein of 559 amino acids.
AUCCAAUGCCGCCUGCUACCAGCGUACUGCCACCACUCCUCCGCUUUCCCGUCAUCUCCCUCCCUGUUGCUCUGCUGCACAGCAAUCGCCUCGUUUCAUAAUAAUAAUAAGGGGAAGUGAGGAGGAGAUUGAGGCGAAGAUGAUGCAGCAGAUGCAGCAGGAGCCGUGGAACGCCGCCGCCGUGGGGCUCCUCCGGCCGACCAAGUCGGCGCCCUGCUCGCCAAUCAAGCCGGCGGCGGCGGCGGCCAUGCUGCGAACCCACUCCGACUCCUUCCACGUCGCGCACAAGGUGCCCGUCGGCGACACGCCGUACGUGCGAGCCAAGCGCGUCCAGCUGGUGGACAAGGAUCCGGAGAAGGCGAUCGCGCUGUUCUGGAGUGCGAUCAAUGCCGGCGACCGCGUCGACAGCGCGCUCAAGGACAUGGCCAUCGUGAUGAAGCAGCAGAACCGCGCCGAGGAGGCCAUCGAGGCCAUCAAGUCGCUGCGCAGCCGGUGCUCCGACCAGGCGCAGGAGUCCCUCGACAACAUCCUCCUCGAUCUCUACAAGGUUCGUCGUGCUCGUCCUUCUUCGCCUCCCACGCGUCGACUACCUUUUGUGCACGUAUGUGUUCGAUUGAUGCCUCUGAGAGACGGUACUGAAUCUAAGUGCGUUCUUUGCUGUUGUCCUGAUGCGCAGAGAUGCGGGCGGCUGGACGACCAGAUCUCGCUGCUCAAGCACAAGCUGCAGCUGAUCCACCAGGGCCACGCCUUCAACGGCAAGCGGACCAAAACGGCUCGCUCUCAGGGCCGCAAGUUCCAGGUCACCCUCGAGCAAGAAGCCACCAGGCUCCUUGGUAACCUGGGAUGGGCGCUGAUGCAGAAGGAGAACUACACGGAGGCGGAGGGGGCGUACCGUCGGGCGCUGCUUAUCGGGCCGGACAACAACAAGAUGUGCAAUCUGGGCAUCUGCCUCAUGAAGCAGGGCCGCGUGCUCGAGGCCAAGGAUGUGCUCAAGCAGGUACGCCCCGCGGCGGUCGACGGUCUGCGCGGCGCCGACUCCCACCUCAAGGCCUACGAGCGCGCGCAAGAGAUGCUGCGGGACCUCGAGACCAAGCUCGUCGGCCGCCCGCGCGCUGACCAGCUCGACACGAACUGGCUCUUCGAUGCACUGCUGCUGGGAUCGUCCUCGAGCAUCUGGCAGCCGCAGCCGUGCAUCGACCACUUGCUGCCACCUCCGGCUCCGGCUCCGGCUUCGGCUCCAGCACCAGCCCCGGCGCCGCGCGACCGCUUCGCCGAUGAAAACGCCAGUGUCAGCAAGAAGCUGGCGGCGCUCCAGGCGAACAUGCUUAAUGUGGACGCGCAGCCCUUCUACUCUCUGCGAGUGCCGCCGCUUGCAGCGAAGCCUCAUAACACGCUGCCUCAGCAGCAGCCGCAGCAGAAACCACAUAACACGCUGUCUCAGCAGCAGCAGCAGCAGAAGCCAGCUCCUGCCCAUGAUCCCUUGGGCAACCUGAAGAGGACACGGUCCGGCAAUUGCAUGGACAAGGCAGGAGCAGUGGUGGACAAGGAGCAGGAGCAGAGCAUCGACGAGAACAGCGGCAGGAGGAAGUCGCUCUCUGCUGAGGACAGAUGGCCAGAGCUGCCCGACCACAGCGCGUUCGACGAGGCCAUCGUCGCGGCUGUCCUGGGCCCAGUGCUCGACGACGAACCAGCAGCUGCUGAAGGGAACGGCCAUGGCAAGCUGCCGACGAGCUGCGACACGAGCCCAGCGGUGAAGGAAAAGAUCGGCAAGAGGCUGAGGAUCUUCCAGGACAUCACACAGACAGUGAACAAUUUCUGAUUCGUUUCGGUUUUGUUACUCACAACAGGCAGGCUUGAGGUGGCGAUACAGAGAAGGAGAAAGGGCUUGUUCUCCUGGGAGCUCCUGCCUGGCAACUAAAUUAAUCAGGGAUUCAAUUCGAUUUUAAUUUUAAUCAGGGAUUUAAUUAACACACCAAAAUAACAGCUGAUUCUUUUGUUCGCUUCUUCAGCUUGACACUUUAGGAAGCGUGUUCUUCCUUUGCCACAAGGCUCUCCUUGAAAUAGAAGUGGACUGCAUCUUGUUCUAAUUUCGUUUCUUUUGAAAUAACAAAGUUCAUUUGUGCUUA